This is a messenger RNA of Cynocephalus volans (Philippine flying lemur), 723 nucleotides long. Its product is annotated as dnaJ homolog subfamily B member 3-like. The transcript has a single exon. NCBI's taxonomy places the organism in Eukaryota, Metazoa, Chordata, Mammalia, Dermoptera, Cynocephalidae. Gene Ontology annotation, molecular function: Hsp70 protein binding. The record is from RefSeq and is a predicted model, not a curated record. Bases 1 to 723 code for a protein of 240 amino acids.
AUGGUGGACUACUACGAAGUGCUGGGCGUGCCCCGGCAGGCCUCGUCUGAGGCCAUCAAGAAGGCGUACCGCAAGCUGGCGCUCAAGUGGCACCCCGACAAAAACCCUGAGAACAAGGAGGCGGCGGAGCGGAGAUUCAAACAGGUGGCCGAGGCCUACGAGGUGCUGUCGGACGCCAAGAAACGCCAAGUGUACGACCGCUGCGGUGAAGCAGGGGUGAACGGCGGCGGCGCCGGCGGCGGGCCUUUCCAGGACCCCUUCGACUACAUCUUCACCUUCCGCGACCCGGCCGAGGUCUUCAGGGAGUUCUUCGGUGGCCGAGACCCCUUUUCAUUUGACUUCUUCGGAGACCCGCUUGAGAACAUUUUGGGGGGUCGGAGGUGCUCCCGGGGAAGCAGAAGCAGAGGGUCCGCACCCCUUUUCUCCACCUUCAGUGAAUUUCAAGCUUUUGGGGGUGGCGGUUCUCCUUUUGAUACAGGACUGACUUCCUUUGGUUCCCUGGGGAAUGGGGGCCUUUCUUCCUUCAACAUGUCCUGUGGUAGUGGUGGGACAGGCAGUUUCAAGUCCAUGUCGACAUCCACCGAAAUAGUUAAUGGGAAAAAAAUUACCACCAAGAGAAUCAUUGAGAAUGGGCAAGAGAGGGUGGAAGUGGAAGAAGAUGGAGAGUUAAAGUCCCUGACAAUAAAUGGCAAAGAGCAGUUGCUACACGUUAACACCAAGUAA